GCUGAUCCAGGAAGGAGUCAGGCUCAGGGCGGCCUUGCGCAGCACUUCGCGCUUCCUUUUGGCAUUGCUUGCAGAUGCUUCUUUGCGCACGCCAGUAUUCUCCUCAUUCAGUGCUGCAGCCUACCUCUUUCUUUAGCAGGUCUAUGCUGGUUGUGAGCACUUCUGCUGCAUUUUCAAUCAACUUGGAGUUUUCAUUCUGCGGAUCACUCUUUCCUUAGGUCCAUUGUAGCUGUUGGGUCUUGCAGCUGGUGUCGCGAUGUCAGAAAAGCGUCCCCUCCAACCUCUCGUAGAUAGUAGUGCGCUUGCUGCUCGGUCUAGGAACAUGGGGCCGGUCAAAAAGUCCUUGUUUGCUUGCAAGAGGAUGCCCCCCCAGCCGGGUGUCAAUGACGAGAACAGGGACGUGUCGGAUGGACUUGAUGCGACGGGCUUUCUGAGGGUUGCAAACUGUGCCCCAGGGCCAGAGGCAAUUGAGAUUGAGUAUGUGAGGACAGAGGAUCUAGCGGACACAGUUGAUGCGGAGGCAGAUGGAAGGACGUUGCUGGACCGCCUCGACUCCAAGGACUGGGUGACAGUAUGUCAGGCCUUGAAUAACGUGCGCCAAUUGUCCCUCUUCCACAGCGUGGCUGCCGAGGUGCACCUGAGCGCCGUCGUCCCCAAGGUGCUCAAGGCUGUCAAGAACCCGCGCAGCGCUCUGCAGAAGACGAGCCUUAUGGCGCUGGCAGACAUGUUCUUGGCGUUUGGGGACAAGAUGCUCGAGUCCCUGGACUCGCUGCUUCUCCAGCUAUUCUUGAAGGCGUCCCAAGACAAGCAGUUUGUGUGCGAGGAGGCGGACCGCACCCUCAGCGCGCUGUCCGCGUCGCUGUCCCCCGCCGCGGUGCUCGAGAAGCUGCUCCCGUACUCGAAGCACAAAAACCCGCGCGUGCGCGCCAAGGCCACCGUCUCCAUCCACGACAGCGUUGCACGGCUGGGCCCCGAUGGCAUCGAAAGCUUUGGCUGGGACCGCCUCGUCCAAGUAACGGCCGGUCAAGUCAGCGACCAACUUCCCGAAGCCAGAGAAGCCGCGCGCAAGCUGAUCGGAGAGCUGUACGCCGCUUAUGCGUUCUGCUAUCAAGCACAGCCGGAGAACACGUUCUAUCACACACCGCCCGAACCGAGCCGGAGCGAGCCGGAUCCUGACGACAUGGAAGGAACGAGCGGAAAUGCAUUACAGGAAGGGCUUGCUGACGUGGCAAGUCCGGGGACAGGAGAGCCGCAACAGGUGUCGGAGAAAGCGAACGAGGGGGAGACGAUCGAGGCGGCGUGGGGACGGUUCUGUUCCAAGUUUUUGUCGCCGUUGGACGUACAAGCCAUUCUUAGGGUCUUUAGCUCGCGGCAGUGACUGUCUUAUUUUUGCCUGUUUGGAGUCCCGUCGCUACUAUAUUAGCUUGGUCUCUAUUUUAGCAGAUCUUGAUUCAGAAACGGCACUUUUUUUGUAUUUGGCCUGUGACAGAGACUGUCUUGCUUAGCACGUUUGGAAGAGGGUGUAGAGUCAUUUUAGGUACUGCCUAUUCUUAUGAUGGUCGUUGUCUAGUUCUAGUCGUUUGCAAGCGCUGACGUCUCGUACACUGAAAGAAUAAAGAAUGAAAACCAGACUGAGGUUCCUAGUAUGCCAGAAAGUUGAUCAUCUUCCAUCCUAGUCCGACUCUUGUG
Klebsormidium nitens is the source of this 1689-nucleotide messenger RNA. The record is from the annotation of a GenBank genome assembly. NCBI's taxonomy places the organism in Eukaryota, Viridiplantae, Streptophyta, Klebsormidiophyceae, Klebsormidiales, Klebsormidiaceae.